This is a messenger RNA of Metarhizium album ARSEF 1941, 2385 nucleotides long. RefSeq lists its product as uncharacterized. Bases 1 to 2385 code for a protein of 794 amino acids. The record is from RefSeq and is a predicted model, not a curated record. NCBI's taxonomy places the organism in Eukaryota, Fungi, Ascomycota, Sordariomycetes, Hypocreales, Clavicipitaceae. The transcript has a single exon.
AUGGGUCAUGCGGCAAUUCCGCCUAUUGAGGGCCAAUUGCGCGAGGCGGGCUCACCAGGACGAACCGUUCUGCGAGACUUUGACAUCGCUUUUCUAGAAGACAACUCACGGUCAUGGGAGAGUUGCGCCUUGUCUGUACGUCGUAAUCAUGGUUACGAUGGGGUGUGGGAGCUGUUUGGGUAUAUUAAAAAAAAUGGACUACUACGGGUGCUCGCCGAUCAAGAGACACAGAGCCUUCGAGACGAGAUUCUUACCGCUGCCUUGCCUCUUGACUCACGACUCACGGUCCUCAUCAAUACCGCGCACGAACUCCUCAUUGAUACCAAAUUCAUAUGGCCAGAUUUGUAUAUGAAGGUCAUUUAUCACAUGCUCGAUCAGGAGCAAUAUGAUAGGAGUAUCCGGUGGCACCUUCAACUUGCGCCAAUUUUUCCGCCAUCGACAGAAGUCUUUGGUGCCUUGUUAUCAGGCUUUGUUCUUGACCAAUCACCGGAAAUGCAAAGCAACUUAACAGCACUGUACGUUUCUGGCACGGGGAAGCGAUUAUAUGAUCAUAUAGUUCCUGUGCUCUUCGCAGCUGGUCUUUCGAAACUCGCACGAGUAUGGAGGAAAAAGCUACUCGCGUUUCAGGACUUCCCGAGGACAAGUAAAUCCAAACCAUUUCUUCGAUUUCUUGCAGAGUUCUAUCCGACUAUCGAUUUGACAAUCGACGAACUAGAGGUUGGAGGGCUUGCGGCCAGGGUUAAUGACGCAAAUGGCUCGAACUCAGCAAACACCGAGGCAGGAAGUACCGAGACAGAAUUUCUCAGUGGGCAAUACAGUGAUUCCAUUGUGGCUCGAUGGUUUGCUAGCACUUGGACCUCAAUUGAGUUUGCCAUUAACCUGGCCCAGAAACUAGGUCUACGCGCAAUAGGCCCACGAACCCUUCAAUCUCUAGCACUACGAGAAUUCGACUCGCAGACAGUAGCAUCUCGUAUUGCGCAAAUCGAAAAACUCGAUAUUACCAUUUCAAAUCAAGUCUAUUGCAAGGCACUAAUUUUCUUUGCCAGACAAGGAGAAGAUGCACUUCUAGCGAGCCUUUUGGCUUGUGAUGUUCACCCAGAUGAGUUUGAUGACAUUGAAACACGCCAACUGCUAAUGGCUUCUUCUGUGCGAGAACAAGACUGGGAAAUGGAGAAGUUACUUCAAGGUGUUGAGUGGGCGAUCGAACAUGACCCUACAGCCCGCAGACUCCAUACGCUUCUUGAUUGCGAACUAUCAGAGCGUAGACUUGAUAAGGCAAGACAAGUUCUCGAGCGCAUGGAAGCAUUAAAAGUCAAUGUGAGCCAAGACAGUGCUUUGCAGCUUCUGGAAGGAACCUUUCGAGGUCUGGGUAAACACCCCAAUGGAAGGAAACGCCAAACUCGAAGAGAAGGUUCGGAAGCUCUUCUGAACAGAGCCCUUGACGUUACCCGUCGUGUUGCUUUACAUGAUGUCGCCAUACCCUUGCAGCUCUGGAGCCUGUUGUUUUACAAUCUUGGUCGCUUGGGUCGUCUUUCCGAACUCGAACAAUUGUCGCUGGAAGUAGUUCAGCUUUAUACACCACCCUUGGGAGGCUUGAUACCGAUUCAUGCUGACGAUCUGCCACAAACCAAGAGCAGAACAGACAACGGAGUUGAUGUAUUGCCGUGCCAAUGCAUAUCUCCAGCGGGAGAUGAGAGCAGUACGAGCCGUCAUUCACCAGAUAAUCAGUCACUGAACGGGGCCAUGCGAGGUGCACGACAGUCAUGGGGCGAGGAAGCGUCCAAUAUUAAUAAGAAAAUCGGUCCUGUUGUCUCGAGAUUGGACGUCGGAAGCACACGAGGAGAUUCUAAAUCCGGGGGCGGGCUUGGUCUUGGAUCGAUCAGGAGAGACGUGAAGGAGUAUAUCCCUGCAGACUUGCCCUUCAGCCAUCGAGCACAUCCAGUACAGAGAUUAUUCGAUACUCGUCUCCAGCGAUCCAUUGUUCGAUGGGGCUUCGACCAAACGUUGGAGACCAAGCCGCACUCUAUGGCACUCGUCGGCUCUCAUUCGACCGGAGCCUUAGCAUUCGAUGUAGCUAGUGGUGUACGGCUAUUAGCGUUGCUGCGAGAUCAAGGCGUUCUAAUCGAUCUUAAAGUUCUCCGAACAGCUAUCCUGUCGAGGAUUGCUCUAGGACAGGUGCCAGGUCGUCCAAAGGACAGGUCCCGAGACAGUCAUGAGAUGUCGGUAGAGCAUAUGAAAGCCUUGUGUGAUGAGGCGUGGGGCUCAGAAAUUCUUCCCAGUCCGUCCGAAAUAACACGACAGAUUGAACAUCAGAAGCCGAGGCUCUGGAGCAGAUAUCCCAGGCUAUUUAGACAGUCGUUUGACAAAGGUCGAAAGGACGUUUGA